GGAAAAUGACAAAGGGGAGCGUUCGGCGUGUUGAAGAGGGCAUUGACCAGUGUACAUCGUAUGGUAUUCUCCAAACACCUUACAAUGAAGUAGAGGAAGUACCGCCAUACGCUGGUAUUAUGUUCGAAGUAUACUCAAAAGCAGAUCCCCUGGAAAUCCUCACCUUCGAAUUCAACAUGCGGAUCGCAAAUGCAACCUCCAUGGAAGUUGAAAUCUAUACUUUGAAAGGACCAUUCGAAUUUGACUUUGCAAAUCAAACUGCAUGGACUCUCUUGGCGAAAAGCACAGUCGUCCCAGCACCAGAAGGUACUGGCGGAGUAAUUGUACCGAUGCUGGAAUUCAACCCGGUUACUAUGCAGCCUCGAGAAAGAAGAUCUUUCUACAUCACAAUGAAAGGUCCGUACAUUGAUCACACGGUAGAUGCGCUUCAGAAGACAGGCGAACUCUCAAUGCGGGGAGACCAGCUCGACAUUUUUGUCGGGGCUGGGUCAAAUAGCUACUUGUUUCCGAAUGAACUAGAUACUACCGUUGAUCCACAGUUUGCUGGGGUGAUUCAUUACCGCAGAUCUCUGGCCUGCAACCAAAAUAUUCGGUCAACCGAUGCCAGCUUUCAUUUUCUCUCAGAAGAAAUUGCAAGCCCAGCGCUCAUGGCAGCUGUUGACAAUGCUAUCUCGGAAGCAAUCGGGACGUUGCUGGAAAAGGACUCCCUGUUGAGGGAAUUCAAGGAAAGGUCUGCAUUACAAGUAAGCGGCCUGCCAAAGUCGCUACUUCUGGAAUACGAAGGUAUGGUUGUUUCACAAACUGUCACAUUCCUUCACCUCGACAAUCUCGAUGGAGGUGCUUUGCUGUACCACCUCUAUCGCUAUGGAAGGGCGAUAGAACAGUUUAUAGUUGAUGUCAUUGAGGGAGACAUCAAGGCUCAGUAUGUUGGUCUAGAAAGUGUGGAGGCUCCCUUUUCGAUCACAAUUUCGGGAGUACCCCCAGGAAUCGUGAUGGGUCCAGCAGAGAUCAGCUACUUUUCGGCUUCGACUAAAACAUUCUUGGGAGGCUCCGCUGCUGAUCCGUCUAUUCAGGUGUAUGAAGUCGUUGUAAACGAGCAAAAAAUAGAAGAAAACCGUCGGCGACUUCGAAAUGGUGAGGCUCUCCAAAUCCAAGGCAUGAUUAAGGGCUCUCAAGCAGCCUUUCUUACAGGAAACGAUUUCUCAAACGCCAUGCAAGCCGCGUUUCGAGAGGAACGAGAAAGGUUUAUCACGGCGCUAACACUUGGCGCACUAAGACCAAGUGAGAUCAUCGAAAGCGAAGGUUUCUUUUAUUUUGCUGCAGUCUCAGGCGCUGCCGGUCGAGUCGAUGUUGGCACUCCUAGCGUUGCUAGUAGUCUAGGCGACGAAGGCUCGACUACCAAUACGUUGAAAAUUGCAAUCGGAGUUGGUGUAGCCAGUUUGUUCUUGCUCUUAACGUCGCUGUAUUUGCUAAUUCGGCAACAACGGAAGAAGGCGAACUAUAGAAAGGAGGUUGACGCGUAUCGCGAGGAACGAAGGACGAUCGAAAAAAUUAUCAGAUUGAAAGAGAAGGAGAAACGCAGAAUUAUUGGAUUAGCAGACAAUGACAAACUAAAGCGGCACACGGAUACUUCGGACGAUAAUUCUACCGACGAAGAUGUCUACAUUCACCCUUUACAACAGGAGAAUUCAGAUUCCGUAAAGCCCAUCUUGCCGCAAGCUUCAACAAAAAGAAGCAACGAUUUGCAAACGCACAUGAACAGAAGAAACCCCUCGAAAAAAGAGGAGAGGAUACCAGAGAAGAAUGAUCAUGCCUCAGUAUGUCGCUCAGCAGCAGCUCCAUCUCUGGAGCAAGCCCUUAAAGCCCUUCCGGCUCGACAAGCUCGUCUGGAUUCGAGGUCGUUAGGGCCACCAUCGCCGGCUAGCCCCACGCUCAUUGACACUUGUUCAUUGUCAGGAAUAAAAAGAAACAGCGCUCUAUCGAAAGCCAACAAGGAGACACUCAAGGAACUGUCAACUCUCGAUAAGACCAAUAAAGCGCUACCUGAACAAAAAAGUCCAACGGAUUCCCGCUCGUUGAAGUCUCAUUCACCGCUCUAUCGCCAAGCUCCGGAUGCGCACCCUCUGACAAAACCCGCGCCCAAUACGUUGGGCAAGAAGUCAAAAGCGGCCAAACGAACAAUGCAUCCUGAACCUCAUGCCAGCGGAAGCCCAUGUAUAUCGACUGAAGGCGCAAUUUCGCCGUUGGAUCAAGCUCUUCGAUCUUUGCCUCAACGAAAGCGGCGACCUGAUUCCCGUUCUUUAGGUCAAGAAGAACAGAUACACCCCAGACCCAUGGGCAGUCGUUCUUCGGCCGAGCCAAGACACGGUUGUGCACCAGAAAGAGCUUCUUCUUUUCAUGGGAACGUUUGUGGCACGCGUGGUCCAUCUUUCCUUCCGGGCACAGCAACAAAAAACCGGUCCGAGACUCGACUUCUAAACAUAGAGUCCCGUACCGCUGGUAAAUCGCUUGACGGGAGAAACCUAGACGCACAAAAUUCUCCGGCGACGCCGCAGGAAAGAUUUUUGCAAGUUACCCUCCAUAGAUCUCAGGUCCAGGAAGACAGCGCCGCAAUUAAUUUGACUCCACCGAUGUCGCCGUAUUGUCGUGGACAGAGGCGCCCAACAUCUGAUACGAACCCCGACACAGACAGUACCCACGCCCAACGAAGUCGAUCCAGAUCGAUCGAGGAUGCCAAGUAUACCUUUGGUAAUCGAGGGUCGCGGACGCCAUCAAAAGCUAUGCCAAAACCCAGUGAUCAGGGAGUCGGUCAAACUCUGAAAAAGGAUUCUGGCCAGAAUCUGCCCAAAGAAAGGCAUGUUCCUCCUCGAGCGAGGUCGUUCGAAGGCCCAACGACAAAGAGUCGUCAGGACGCUCCAGCGAAUCGGCGUGUUCCGCCUCGGUCAAGAUCCCACGAUGUCUAAUUAUUGGUUCUUUCCUUUGCAAGGUUCACCAAUACGCCUUUAAAAUGCCUGUAGCUUUUCGAAAAGCACUUUCUGGCACGGGAAUUUGAUCGUGCGAUGUCUUUUUUAAAACAGGCUGAGAUAGCCUCUAGAGGUAUUAAUGUCAUUGUCAGUUUUCGUAACUACGAUAAGACCGACACUGGUGAUCGCUCAUAGCGUCUGUCCAGUGGUAUCUGGUAUGCUUCGAACAACUGCGAGGAGUGUUCCGAUUCGUUGUUUCUUUUAUCGAAACAGUGCCACCAUCAACAUCGAUGACUGCAUUCCGAGUAUAUGCAUGGCUAUCUGCAUUCACCAAAUAAAUCGAAAGGUGAUCCUGUGCUUUGUAGAGAUAGAGAUGGAAUCUUCCGCCUAACUGCAAACUUGUCUUGCUGUUAGCUCGCCGUAUAUAUGUUGAAAUAUUGUACGAGUCAAAUGCAGCUUCCCGAUCUUCGAGCUUCCAUGAGGUUGACACGACUCGACGUCACGGAAGGUAUAUUGAG
Messenger RNA from Phaeodactylum tricornutum CCAP 1055/1, 3481 nucleotides. RefSeq lists its product with no specific name. The transcript is spliced from 3 exons. NCBI's taxonomy places the organism in Eukaryota, Bacillariophyta, Bacillariophyceae, Surirellales, Neidiaceae. Bases 6 to 2963 code for a protein of 985 amino acids. The record is from RefSeq and is a predicted model, not a curated record.